This is a messenger RNA of Oncorhynchus kisutch (coho salmon), 11750 nucleotides long. It is a transcript of the gene scn1laa, whose product is annotated as sodium channel, voltage-gated, type I-like, alpha. Gene Ontology annotation, biological process: neuronal action potential; sodium ion transmembrane transport; membrane depolarization during action potential. The transcript has 27 exons. Gene Ontology annotation, cellular component: plasma membrane; voltage-gated sodium channel complex. The coding region runs from base 276 to 6281 and encodes 2001 amino acids. Gene Ontology annotation, molecular function: voltage-gated sodium channel activity. NCBI's taxonomy places the organism in Eukaryota, Metazoa, Chordata, Actinopteri, Salmoniformes, Salmonidae. The record is from RefSeq and is a predicted model, not a curated record.
GCAACAGAAUGCUCUGAACAAGACGACUGUGGCAACAAGUUAAUCACGCUCUCCUGUGAUUUUUUUUGUCCAUCUCUGGGAAAUACUAAAUCGAAAGAAGAAAACACAUUUGACUUAGUCAAGUAUACACAUGUGUCCUUCAAUCACCUUACUCGGGAGAAAGCAACAUCAAGGCGUGUCUAGCGAUUAUUGUCUUUACCUGCCUUGGAUGAAAAACGAAUGUCCUUUCUAUUGAAGGAGGCUAGCCGGUCACUCUGAAUGUGCAGGAUGAAAAGAUGGCACAGCUGCUUGUACCUCCAGGACCAGACAGCUUCCGGCUGUUUUGUCGUGAGUCCCUUGAUGCCAUUGAGAGGCGGAUCGCUGAGGAGAACGCCAAGAAACCCAAGGGGAAGCCCAAUGACGAUGGCGACAACGGACCCAAGCCCAGCAGUGACCUGGAGGCAGGCAAAUCACUGCCACUCAUAUACGGGGACAUUCCCAAAGGAUUGGUGUCCACACCACUGGAGGACCUGGACACCUUCUACAGCAACCAGAAAACCUUUAUAGUAUUGAACCGAGGGAAGGCCAUCUUCCGCUUCAACGCCACUCCUGCCUUGUAUGUCUUAAGCCCCUUCAACCCUCUUAGAAGAAUAUCAAUUAAGGUUUUGGUUCACUCAUUGUUCAGCAUGGUAAUCAUGUUCACCAUCCUUACCAACUGUGCGUUUAUGACCCUGAGUCAGCCCCCGGACUGGGCAAAGAAUAUAGAGUACACAUUCACUGGAAUUUAUACAUUUGAGUCUCUUAUAAAAAUAUUGGCAAGGGGCUUCUGUGUCGGGAAGUUCACCUUUCUACGAGAUCCAUGGAACUGGUUGGAUUUCUGUGUCAUUGUCAUGGCAUAUGUCACAUCGUUUGUGGACCUGGGCAACGUGUCAGCACUGAGAACGUUCAGGGUUCUCCGAGCACUGAAAACGAUAUCGGUCAUCCCAGGCCUCAAGACCAUUGUGGGAGCGCUGAUCCAGUCAGUGAAGAAACUGUCAGACGUGAUGAUCCUCACUGUAUUCUGCCUAAGUGUCUUUGCCCUAGUAGGGCUGCAGCUGUUUAUGGGCAAUUUAAGAAACAAAUGUUUAAGGAUCCGUCCUAACUCAACCAACCUCUUGAAUGAUACAUUGGACUUUAAUGGGAAGGAGUAUAAUGAUGGGGACUUUAACGAGACCGUCCCGUUCAACUGGACCAAUUACACUAAUAAUCCUGAUAAUUAUUACUACCUCCCAGGUAAAAGGGAUGCUUUGCUUUGUGGAAAUGGCAGUGGUGCUGGGCUGUGUCCAGAGGGAUUCUGGUGCGUCAAAGCGGGCCGGAACCCAGACUUCGGCUACACCAGCUUUGACACGUUCAGCUGGGCCUUCCUGUCUCUGUUCAGACUGAUGACUCAGGACUACUGGGAGAACCUCUACCAGCAGACCCUGCGGGCUGCUGGGAAGCCGUAUAUGAUCUUCUUUGUGCUGGUCAUCUUCCUGGGCUCCUUCUACCUGAUCAACCUGAUCCUGGCUGUGGUUGCCAUGGCGUACGACGAGCAGAACCAGGCCACCAUGGAAGAGGCUCAGAAGAAGGAGGAGGAGUUCCAGGCCAUGCUGGAGCAGCUGAGAAGACAGCAGGAGGAUGCACAGGCGGCGGCAACGGUGAUGGCGGCUGAGAGUGGGGAGUUCAGUGAGAGAGGGGACCUCACUGAGUCCUCCUCAGAGGCCUCCAAACUCAGCUCCAAGAGCGCCAAAGAGAGGCGCAACAGGCGCAAGAAGAGGAAGCAGAGGGAGGAGGAGAGAGAGGACAAUGACAAGUGUCACAGGUCUGAGUCCGAAAGCAGUAUGAAAAAGAGUCACUUCCGCUUCUCCAUGGAUGCCUCUAACCUGCACAACUAUGACAUGAGCUGUUCAACACCAUACCAGUCCUUCCUGAGUAUCCGCGGACCCCUGUUCUCGUCCAGACGGAACAGCCGGGCUAGCCUCUACAGCUUCCGGGACCGUGCGCGGGACAUAGGCUCGGAGAACGACUUUGCAGACGAUGAGAACAGCACUUUCGAGGACAACGACAGUCGCCGGGGCUCUCUGUUUGUCCCUCGGCGGAGCAACCGGCGCUCCAGCAACGUGAGCCAGAACAGCACGCCAUCACACGUCGUGCCUUCAGCAAAUGGGAAGAUGCACAGCUCCGUCGACUGCAACGGGGUGGUGUCCCUAGUGGGCGGGGCUUCACUCCCCAAGUCACCUGAGGGACUCCUUCUGCCAGAGGUGACAGUAGAUAAGGCCUCUACUGGUGACAAUGAAAACUCUACGGAGACAGAGUAUAGAAAGGCCCGAUAUGGAUCGUACCAGGCCUCUAUGGACUUCCUGGAAGACCCAGUUGCCAGGCAGAGGGCGCUCAGUGUAGCUAGUGUUAUAACCAACACUAUGGAAGAACUUGAAGAAUCGAGACAGAAGUGCCCUCCUUGCUGGUACAAGUUUGCCAACACCUUCCUCAUCUGGGACUGUUGUCCGAAGUGGCUGAGGAUCAAGAAAAUAGUCAAGAUGAUCGUGAUGGACCCGUUUGUAGACCUAGCUAUCACCAUAUGUAUUGUCAUGAACACAGUGUUCAUGGCUAUGGAGCAUUACCAAAUGUCUGGGGAGUUCAACACCAUGCUUUAUGUGGGAAACCUGGUGUUCACGGGUAUCUUCACAGCUGAGAUGUGUUUCAAGAUUAUUGCUUUGGAUCCGUACAUUUAUUUUCAGGAAGGCUGGAAUAUAUUUGAUGGUAUCAUUGUCAGUUUGAGCUUGAUGGAGCUUGGCUUGGCCAACGUGUCUGGAAUGUCUGUCCUCAGAUCAUUCCGAUUGCUGAGAGUAUUCAAACUGGCCAAGUCUUGGCCCACACUGAACAAGCUGAUCAAGAUCAUUGGUAACUCAGUGGGGGCCUUGGGUAAUCUCACCCUCGUACUGGCCAUCAUUGUCUUCAUCUUCGCCGUGGUGGGCAUGCAGCUUUUUGGGAAGAGCUACAGAGACUGUGUGUGUAAGAUCUCUACAGACUGCACACUGCCCCGGUGGCACAUGCAUGACUUCUUCCACUCCUUCCUGAUUGUGUUCCGGGUGCUGUGUGGGGAGUGGAUCGAGACCAUGUGGGACUGUAUGGAGGUGGCUGGUCAGAGCAUGUGUCUCAUCGUCUUCCUGAUGGUCAUGGUCAUCGGGAACCUAGUGGUCCUGAAUCUGUUCCUGGCCUUGCUGCUGAGCUCGUUCAGUGCUGAUAACCUGGCGGCCACGGAUGAUGACAGCGAGAUGAACAAUCUGACGGUGGCCAUAGACCGCAUCCACCAGGGCGUCGCCUUCGUCAAGGCCUUGGUGCGCCGCUCUUUCCAAAGCAUCUGUCUGAGGAAGAAGAAGAGGAGCCUGAACGAGGACACGACCCUGGAUGACCUCCACAAAACCAUGGGGACCAACUGGAACUCCAACCACACCACUGUGGAGAUCAUGAAAGACCCCGAUUACAUAAAGGAUGGCAAUGGCGCCACCAGUGGGUUGGGAGUGGGGGUGUGCAGCAAUGCAGCAGGGAAGUACAUAAUGAAUGACAACACUGACUAUAUGCCGUUCCUCCACAACGCCAGCCUGACCGUCACAGUGCCCAUCGCUGUGGGAGAGUCGGACCUCAACACUGAGGACUUCAGCAGCGAUUCCUCUGACAUAGAGGAAAGCAAAGAGCAGCUAUCUGAAGACCAUCCGCUGAGCUCCUCAGAGGGCAGUACAGUGGACAUUAGGCCCCCAGGAGAGGGAGAGGGCUCGGUGGGAAUGGAGCCUGAGGAGUCCAUGGAACCUGAAGGCUGCUUCACUGAUGGAUGUGUCCGCAGAUUCCAAUGCUGCCAAGUGAACGAUGAUGAGGCCAAGUGGAAGAUGUGGUGGACGUUGAGAAAAACUUGUUUCAGGAUAGUGGAGCACAACUGGUUUGAGAGCUUUAUCAUCUUCAUGAUCCUGCUCAGCAGUGGAGCGCUGGCAUUUGAGGACAUCUACAUCGAGAAGAGGAAGACCAUUAAGACGGUGUUAGAGUUUGCAGACAAAGUCUUCACCCACAUCUUCAUCCUGGAGAUGUUGCUGAAGUGGGUGGCCUAUGGAUUCGCCAAAUACUUCACCAACGCUUGGUGCUGGCUGGACUUCCUCAUUGUCGACGUGUCUCUUGUCAGUCUUGUGGCCAACGCCCUGGGCUACGCUGAGCUGAGUGCCAUCAAGUCCCUGAGGACUCUACGAGCACUGAGGCCCCUGAGAGCGCUGUCCCGCUUCGAGGGCAUGAGGGUGGUGGUCAACGCUCUGCUCGGAGCCAUCCCCUCCAUCUUCAAUGUGCUGCUGGUCUGCCUCAUCUUCUGGCUCAUCUUCAGCAUCAUGGGCGUUAACCUGUUUGCAGGGAAAUACUACCAUUGUGUCAACAUCACCACGCAGGAGCGUUUCAAAGUUAGAGAUGUAGCUAACAAGACAGAAUGUUUGGCUUUGGAAGGUGCCUACUGGAAGAAUGUCAAGAUCAACUUUGAUAACGUGGGAGCGGGCUAUCUGGCACUGUUACAAGUGGCUACAUUCAAAGGCUGGAUGGACAUCAUGUAUGCAGCUGUGGACUCUCGCAAUUUGGAAGAUCAACCCGACUAUGAAGUUAAUCUGUACAUGUAUAUGUACUUUGUGGUAUUCAUCAUAUUUGGAUCCUUCUUUACACUCAACCUCUUCAUUGGUGUCAUUAUAGACAACUUCAAUCAGCAAAAGAAAAAGUUUGGAGGUCAAGACAUCUUCAUGACAGAGGAACAGAAGAAAUACUACAAUGCUAUGAAGAAGCUUGGCUCAAAGAAACCCCAAAAGCCUAUCCCAAGGCCAGCGAACAAGUUUCAAGGAUAUGUCUUUGAUUUCAUUACAAAGCAAGCCUUCGACAUUGUCAUCAUGAUUCUCAUAUGCCUUAAUAUGGUCACCAUGAUGGUGGAGACGGACGACCAGACGGACAACAUGGAUGGAAUUCUCUAUAAGAUCAACCUGGUGUUUAUUGUCAUGUUUACCGGAGAGUGUAUUCUGAAGAUGUUCUCACUCCGCCAAUACUACUUCACCAUUGGGUGGAAUGUAUUUGACUUUAUUGUUGUUAUCCUGUCGAUAAUUGGUAUGUUUCUGUCUGAACUGAUAGAGAAGUACUUUGUUUCACCAACCUUAUUCCGAGUCAUUCGACUGGCCCGGAUUGGUCGCAUCCUUCGCCUCAUCAAGAGUGCCAAGGGAAUCCGUACACUCUUGUUUGCUUUGAUGAUGUCACUUCCUGCCUUGUUCAAUAUUGGUCUCCUGCUCUUCUUAGUGAUGUUUAUCUAUGCCAUCUUUGGCAUGUCAAACUUUGCAUACGUCAGGAAGGAGUCUGGGAUUGAUGACAUGUUCAACUUUGAGACAUUUGGCAACAGCAUGAUUUGCCUGUUCCAGAUCACCACGUCAGCUGGCUGGGACGGCCUGCUGGCACCCAUCCUAAACAAGAGAGAGCCAGACUGUGACAGCCGUAAAGAGCACCCAGGCAGCAAGUACAAGGGGGGAGACUGUGGGAAUCCCCCUGUAGCCAUUAUCUUCUUUGUGAGCUACAUCAUAAUCUGUUUUCUCAUUGUGGUCAACAUGUACAUUGCUGUCAUCCUGGAGAACUUCAGUGUGGCCACUGAGGAGAGCGCUGAGCCCCUGAGCGAGGAUGACUUUGAGAUGUUCUACGAGGUCUGGGAGAAGUUUGAUGCAAGGGCCACCCAGUUCAUGGAGUAUGAGAAGCUGUCCGACUUCGCUGAUGCCUUGGACCCCCCGCUACGCAUUUCUAAGCCCAACAAGAUCCAGUUGAUCUACAUGGAUUUGCCCAUGGUGAGUGGGGAGCGCAUCCACUGCCUGGACAUCCUGUUUGCCUUCACCAAGCGCGUCCUGGGUGAGGGCGAAGGCUUGGACAUCCUCCGUGGUCAAAUGGAGGAGCGCUUUAUGGCCUCCAACCCCUCCAAGGUGUCCUACGAACCCAUCACCACCACGCUACGCCGUAAACAAGAAGACAUGUCUGCCCUGAUAAUUCAGAGAGCUUUCAGACGAUAUCUGCUCAAACGUAUUGUUAAACGGGCCUCUGCCAUGUACAAAGAGAAGAUGCUCCUUGAUAAAGAAGUUCUCGUCAUAGACAAAUUUAACGAGAUCUCUACUUCAGACAGAACUGACAUGACAUACUCCACAGGCUCUCCCCCAUCAUAUGACAGUGUCACAAAACCAGAGAAAAACAAAUAUGAAAAAGUCAAGAGAGAGAAGGAGGUGAAGAAGAAAAAGAAGUGAAUGGAUGUUGGGAAGAUGCAACGUAGACAUUUCAUUUCGUGACAAAUUGUUUACAGCCUUUUGAAGGUGACUAAUGUGUCAAGUGGACCUUCUUCUUUGGCGUGGAUACCUAUGCCAAACUGACAACGCUUACUUGAGUCUAAAUGUAAGGUUGGCGUCUUUAAUUAGGUAGUGACUCACAUUCUUAGGCUGUCAGGUGACCCAUUGUUCAGAUCAAUAUUUCCGUGGGGACAAAAACAAAUAGCUGCCCGCCGACAGGUAGAAAAAUGUGUUAUGGGUAUUGUCCAAUCGGAAACAUUUAGUUAUGUUGUGCCCUGUAACUUCCCUUGCAGCCGGUACUACCAAGGCUGCAUCCUGUGUCUUGCAUUAUAGCUGCCAUAUGAUUUACUGACUUCUUUUUCAUACAGAAUCUUGUUUUUAAUCAUAGGUUGAUUGUGUGACUGUACUUUUUUGUAAACAGUUUUUUUUUCUUCAAAAAGAAGGGUUUCAUUUAUUGCUUUAAAGGUAGUCUUGUUCACUUUAAAUGUUCAUGCGACUUGACUACUCACAGCGAGCAUUAUUGCUGCAGUGCAGUUAGGGGGAGUGCUGCAGUUCAAUCUAAAUGUAGACCUGCAUGAAGGCACUAAAAUGUUUUUCAUACUCUGAUGAAUCGGCAACAUUAUUACAUGUUUACUCACACUAUUAUAAAUCAACAAGAACUUAUGUCUCCAGAGCAUACAGUCCAAAUACCAUUACCACCAAUGAUCAUCUACCGUCAGUUUCAGAACAAUAACAUGGGCUAUAAUGCCAAACGCUAUCUAGUAACACAUACUUAGUUUUCCUGCGUUCAUUCAUCAGAAUCUACCGUACUAUACAGAAUGAAUCUUUACAGCUGGUUCACAGAGUUGAUACCCAUAGUAUUCAUUAUCCAUCUCUUCUGUCCAGCUUGUACCUCAAUGGCUUCAAGCACAUGUCUAUACUGCCUUUUGUCUUCACAGUGGUGAAUGCUAAAAGAAAACGUCCUUGUCUUUUUAUUAUUUAUUUGUGUGCACCUUUCCUCACUUCCCAAAUAGUUUUCCAUUGUUAUUGAUGUAUCUGUAUGUACACAUUCUAUAAUAUAUUAAAUAUACAAACAUAUUUGAUAUAUUAGGUGGUAGUUUUCAUGUAUAAUGGAAUAUAUGAAGUUGUUAGUGUUAUUUAGUACAUAUAAAUGUAUAUAUUACGUUCUGCAUUCUCUGCUCUAUAUGGCAGACAGACCAGAGUAUGAUGCAUCCUGCUGAGGCUGUGAGGAGAUUGUGUUUAAGAUUUCACUCAAUGUCUAUAUAAAUACUGUAAUAUAAUAAUUUUUCUUUGUACUAUAUAACCCCUUUGUAAAUAAUUUUGCUACACAAUAUGGCUACACUGUCUGCACCAUAGUCACUAGUUCAGUUUCAGCUUCACUGCACUUUUUCAAUUCUGAAACUCCCCAUGUGAUCUCGUGAAGGGGAAGUGGACUUCUCGUUUUGAUUCUUGCCAUUUUUUUUAUCAUGUGUCAUUUGUAAACUGUGGUCACAGCUUACCUCACAUGCUUUAUCAUAAUAAAUAUCUAAGAUGGAACGUCAGGUUCGGGGAAUUCUGAAUGUGAUUGUCUCAAGGCUAGUGUGACUCUGCACACGUCUUCGAUUGUUUCCUGCGUUUGUUUACAUUUGUAUAGUUAUUCAGUUACUUUUGCCAGCUGUUCACUCUGUAUAAUAUGUCACAAGUAUCUGUAAUUAAAAUGUUAUAAAGUAUACAUUUAUAGGAGUAUAUUUCGCAUGUAAUAAAAAACAUUCAUAAUAUAAUACAUUUAUACACAAUUCAUGUUUUGAUUACAUAACAGUUAAUACAUCCCGUCUUCUACAUGCAUAAUGCUUGUAGUGAAUGAGUAAACUGCAUGCAAGAUAUUGCUAUAACCCAUCCCAUUGAAAAGCUAAAUGAAUAAAGAAAGAAUGCAUAUCUGUAAAAUAUUAAUUUAUUCCAUUGCACGUAUUUAUGUCUAUUAAUUUACAACUUUGCCAUCCAUUUACAUUUUAGUCAUCUAGCAGACGCCAUCGAUACAUGACAUCAACAUACUUUAUACAUACAUUGUUAUCCCAGUUACCAGUGUGGUUUUGCACACUAAACAAAUGUUUUCAAAGCAGUGCCCAGUGAGUUAAAUGAAUUCUUCGAAGGCCCUGGAGUUUUCCCCGUGUCAGGGAACACUUUUUUCUUGAUUAUGUGACCUGACCAGUAAAAACUAUAAAUCCAUCAUGUAGUUGCCUAUGGUGUUCCAGAAGUAAAGCCUCACAUGUCGCUAAACGGAAGUCUUUUUUUUAAGCAUUUGUAUUCAGUAUAUCCUGACCAUUACACUGCAUUUCACAACACUAAAUACAGUACGUCAUAAUAUAUUAAAGAUUUAAAACAAAUGACUUGUCCUGUUGAGAAACAAUACCCCAAGUUUAAAUACAGUAAUACAAUAAUGUACAUACACUUAAGGGAAUUGUAGACAAUUCAAGGAGUUGGUCUGAUGGUCUGAUGUGAUGUCAUCAAUCUUCCCCUUUACUUGUGCUAUGAUAUGACUUAAGGCACUAGCAUGCUUCAGUUCGGCUGGCCUAGUCAAACCCAGUUAGCCGAACUGAACGAGGGUGCUCAUAUACUACCGUUAAAAGAACUUCGCUUGAAAAACGAGAAAACAGCAGCAAUACUACUGUUUGUCCAUUUUGAGAUGCCGUAGACAGUAUACGCUUCCUCAAAAUAGUCAGAAUUAAUCUAAGAUAACUCAAGAAAUCUGUCAUUAAUUUAGACUUUUUUGAUGUAGAGAUCUUAAUCCUACAAUUGUAUAUCUAAGAUGUUUGGUGCAGUAUUUUUCAAUAUAAAAAUAGCAUGAAAAUUAGUUGUCUCGUUGAAUGACAACAAAAACUUUAUUGAAGAAUCCCUAUUGUUGACCAAUCACCGACAAAGGGGGGUAGACAUCGGCUCUGAACUUCGGCCUGCCUUCAGAUUUUUUUGUGUGUGGCUGAACAGCCAAAACAGUCUUCCACGAAGUCCAAAACGUACAAAAACGUCACAUAUGCAGAAACUCUACCGAACUGUUUCAGCUGUAAAGCAUGCCUUUACAGUACCUGGACCACCUAACGUUAUUGAGAUAAUGCCUUUUGCUAAAUAAAUCAGGUGUUAGAAUGAGGUGAAAAGGAGACUGGAGUGCCACUUUAAUCAUGGCUUGAUUUCACUGGACAUAACAUGUGCAUUGGAAUGGAUUACAGUACGUGGACUACCAAGACAAUUACACAAUGCCAAUCCAGCCAUCUAUUAUAUAGAACAAGAGCUAUAACAACCAUCAGCCAUCUCUCACAAUCACCUUCCAUCUGCAUGCAUUGGCAAUUGUUGUGGAAGUUGCUGAACCAUGUGCUGUUACCACUCCUCAUUAAUGUCACCAAAGGCACAUGAUUACUGAAUCUACUCCUGACAUGACUAACCCAAGAAACAUAAAUGCAUGUACAGUAUUACAGUAUGCAUAAAAACUGGUACUACUGUAUUGUAUGCACUUUAGUAGGAUGAUUGAGAGCUGAACCUAAAUCCCAAAGCUCUGAAUGAUCGAUAUGAGUAAGCACAAUCAUUCAUAUAUGUAGGGCAUCUUGAUUUCAUUAUUUCAUAUUUUUUUUGGUACUCUAUUCCUCUUUUUCCCCCCUGUGUACUUCAGAGGAGAAAUGUGUUUGUCCAUCGUGUGUUAUCUUCCAUCGGCAGCAUUCCAGCAAAUUUUUUGGCUAUUUACAAUCCACAUUGCUGUAUUUACACAGGAAUUUUAGGUGCCUCUUAAAACGCUUUACAGCAGUGGUGUUCAAAUUCUGGUUUCUUCCCCUAGUGAGGUCCUGGGAGAACUGCAGUGCGGACAGCCAAAAAUAAAUAACAUUUAUUUUAUUGUUUUAUUGUUUUACCCCCUUUUCUCCCCAAUUUCGAUCUUGUCUCAUCGCUGCAACUCCCCAACAGGCUAGGGAGGCGAAGGUCGAGUCAUGCGUCCUCCGAAACAUGACCCACCAAACCGCGCUUCAUAACACCCGCCCACUUAACCCGGAAGCCAGUCACACCAGUGUGUCCCAGGAAACACUGCUCAACUGACGACAGAGGUCAGCCUGCAGGCUACAAGUAGUCGCUAGAAUGCGAUGAGCCAAGAAAAGCCCCCCCUGGGCCAAACAAUACCCUAACCCGGACGACGCUGGGCCAGUGGUGCGCCGCCCUAUGGAACUCCCAAUCACGGCCUGUUGUGAUACAGACUAUUGUAACCGAUGUGAAAUGGCUAGCUAGUUAGCGGGGUGUGCGCUAAUAGCGUUUCAAUCGGUGACGUCACUCGCUCUGAGACCUUGAAGUAGUUGUUCCCCUUGCUCUGCAAGGGCCGCGGCUUUUGUGGAGGGAUGGGUAACGAUGCUUCGAGGGUGGCUGUUGUCGAUGUGUGCAGAGGGUCCCUGGUUCGAGCCCAGGUAGGGGCGAGGAGAGGGACGGAAGCUAAACUGUUACAUUGAUGCUGUUGACCCGGAACACUGGUUGCUGCGGAAAAGGAGGAGGUCAAAAGGGUGGUGAGUGUAAUCGAUGUGAAAUGGCUAGCUGGUUAGCGGUGGUGCGCACUAAUAGCAUUUCAAUCGGUGACAUCACUCGCUCUGAGACCUUGAAGUAAUUGUUCCCCUUGCUCUGCAAGGGCAGAGCUUCGAGGAUGGUGAUUGCCGAUGUGUGCAGAAGUACCCUGGUUCAAGCCCAGGUAGGGGCAAGGAGAGGGACGGAAGCUAAACUGUUACACUAGGAUGGAACUCGGGUCUGUAGUGACGCCUCAAGCAGUGCCUUAGACUGCUGCGCCACUGGGGAGACCCUUAAAUAAAAGUGUUUUAUAAAAAAAAUUGGAACAAAAGAUUAAGAGUACAGAUUAUUGUUGUGGGACUGUAUACAAAUGUUUUUGAGAAAGAUAAUUAGAAACAAAAUUAUUGAGUAAAAGUUUCAUUUUGAUAAACUAAAAUGUAAUGAAUUAAAGAUUACUUUUUCUUGUAAAAAAAAAAGCUCAACGUACAGGUUUUAAGGUUGUGUCUUUAGAUUUGUGGUGGGGUCGCGAGAAAUUCUUGCGAAUAAAAUGGUGUCCCCAGAAAUUCUUGCGAAAUAAAUGGGGUCCCCGCUGAAAAGGUUUGAAUACUACUGCUUUACAGCAUCCUGUUUCAUUUCAAAUAUAUUCCAAACAAAAUAUGAACACAAUACAAUAUUCAGCUGGAAUACAUUUUCAGGUUGAACUAUCUGUAUGCUGAUCUGUGAAUACCUUGUACCUGUCAUAGUUCAAUGCAGUCUUAGAUUUUAGUGAACAAAAUGCUGGAAAUGAAUUGGUAUUAGUAAAUUCUAAGUUACUGUUUAGUAUCAAUGGGUAUCAAGUAGUAUGAUUUUCUUCUCCUUGAAUAGCAUAACUCUUCCUCAACUCUAUGAUGUACUGUUCUUGAAUGGAAAAUGAUAAAGUUAUUUUUC